UAUAAAGCUGAUCCGUUUGGCCGCAUCCCCCGCUUCCUCUUCUCCACCCCGCCUCAGUGACGUCACAGCCAUGGAGUCUUCAGCAUUACGCUCCGAAUAAUUUUUCGUUUGGAGGGGACGUGGCAGCUAUUCUUGUCAUAAUAGGUUUCUUUCUUCCCCGGCGGAGGUGAACUUUAGGAACCUCAUCACUUCGGGUUCAGUUCCUGUGACGCCCUUAACUGUUUUUGGCUUGGUUGAGGGUUUUGUGCAUGGAAGGGUAUAGAGAGUACAGCAGCUAGGGGUUUGUGACCACCCCCACCCUCCCCCUCGAAGCAGGGAACAACACAGGGUAAGAGUUGGGUUAGGGAAGUGAGAAUGGUGCGCUCCCCUGUCCGGCGUUCUCCUCGGCCCAGGUCACCCAGGCCACGGUCUCCUCGACCUAGGUCACCACGGCCUAAGUCACCUCGUAGGAAGUCCCCAUUGCGGCGACCAGCAUCACCCAGAAGACGGAGCACAGAACGCACCUCCAGCAGGCGGGGCCCAAGGAGUCCCCCACCCAAAUCUGCAGCCACCGGUAGUGGCAAUGGCGUUGCCAGUGCUGGGGGCACUGGGGGUGGGGGUAGUGGCCGCAGGCGGAAAGGGAGGCGGAGGUGGAGAACAGGAAGAGGUGGAGGAGGAGGAGGAGGUGGAGGGGGAGGUGGUGGAGGUGGAGGAGGAGGGGGAGGGGGAGGGGGAAGUGGAGGACCUCCCAUGUCUGGUGGUAAUAAGCAGCCCAUUGCCUCCAUGAGAAUGCGAAUGGAUGACUACCGACCACCACGAGCUGAGAGGCUGUUACGUGACCCUAAAGAAGAACGAGGCCCCAUAGAGCAGGUGGUGGUACGGGCACGGCGUGAAGCCUCCACCCGUACCAAGGACACAUUCUGGACCAAGAAGCUGCUGGAUGCUGAAGCUACUCAACCAAACAGGUGGGCACAUUCUGGAUUCAAGGAGCUUUACAGAGAUGAACUAGGCUAUAGUGACAUGGGGGAAGGUAGUGGAGAUGAGAAAGAAAGAGAAAACCGGGCUUCCUCCAGGCCAAGGGACCCUCGGGAGCCACCAGGUUUGGCUCCCCGCAAGGUGACCCCUCCAGCUCACCCCAGAUCCCCCCAGGACCCUCGGCGGAGGUCAAGGAGUAGAUCACCACGCUCUCCCAGAAGGUCUCCCCGGCGCUCUCCCAGACGCUCCCCUCUCAGGUCAAACCCCAGAGUCUCUCCACGGUCUCCCAGGAGAUCUCCAAGGCGAUCCCCAAAGCAGACUUUCAGGAGGAAGAGCUCUCGGUCUCCUCGCUCUCAUGUACACAAGAGGAAAUAUUCUAGUAGUUAUUCAAGAUCAUCCUCCAGUACCAGUGGUUCCUCUUACUCUAGAAGCUAUUCAUCAUAUUCACGUUCAUCAUCUGGCUCCUCAUCUUCCUCAUACACCAGCUCUUCUUCCAGUUCAUCAGGAUCCAGAAGACGACGAUCCUACUCCCCAGCACCCCGCAGACCUAGAUCUUAUUCAGGCUCUCCAAGGAGGAGAAGGUUAGGAAGAAGGCAGCCACCCCCUCCCAGUCAGUCAUCCCAAGUAAGGAUGAAAGAAAUAACCCAUCAAGAAACCACAAAAAAACUUGUCACCAAAACUGUCAGUAAUGUUGUGAUCAAAUCAAGAAAUGCUUCAAACAAAGUUGCUAAGCUGAAGAACAAAAUGAAAAUUAAAGAAGGUGAUGGUGUGGUACGGAGGAAAGCCAGGACUCCUGUCCCUGCUACAGUUAGUAAUUACUAUGAUGAAAACAAUGUUGUCGUGGUAGAUGAAUCUACUGAGUACAGAGGGCCUGGCACACCUCCCCGUGCACCUGAAGGCCGGCACCUGCUUGAUCCUCAUCACUAUAAGGUUGUACCACCUGACCACCCAGAUUACCACCGUCCUCCACCACCUCCCAGGGAGUCGCCAAGAUCAGAGGGAGAAGACACUGAUUCUGAGUCAUCUUCUGAUGAUGAUGAUGGUCCUCGACGAAUGACUCUAUCAGAGAGAUUUGGGAAGCUUGCACAGUUAAGCUCCCAGAGACAAGAAUAUGAAGGUGUGCGGAUGAAAAUUGUACGAGAAGGUGGUCAAGAUAAGAAGGUUUACCUUGAAACAGGUAGACUUCAGUCAAGGUCUCCCUCCCCAAGUGGCAGAAGUCGUGGCACCCAUCCAGCUCAUGAGCGGUGGCUGCAAGAACACCAGGCAGAGUACAGGGAGUAUCAGGAACGUUAUGGGGAAAUAAGGCAAUGGGACCCACACCGUGACCUACCAAGAGAGCUGCCACAAAACUGGGAUGAUGUGCAUGUGAGGUACCGCUACUAUAAGGAGUCUGGGUACUUUGGAGACAGGUCCAUUACCCUGGAUGACUACCUCAAGUGGGAGCAGUGGUGGUACCGCUAUCGAGACUGGCUUGAAAAGUAUGGGGGCACUCAAGAACUGGAAGAGAGAGAUUGGCAGUAUCGUGCUUCCAGCUAUGAAUAUGAGACCCGCGGGACCACAUCUGGGCAGGGCAGGUGGGCACGGAGAGAGCCAUCACGAGAAGCUGAUGACAGGAAAAGAAGACGAUAUUAAUGGCACCUUGCCUGUAACAUAGCAUAUAUCUCUUUCUUUGUUUCAUUUUAUUAUUGUCUUUUACCUUAAAGUAACCAUGAUAAUUAUUAACUAUUACGUAUAUACAAAGAAUGAUACGGGAAGCAGGUGCAUUAAGCUUGAGCAACGUAGGAAUUUACUUGAAUUAUUUAUUGUACUGUAUGUAGAUUUGGCAGAGAGCCUUGGAAAAGAUUUAUUGUAACAUUUGUAGUGUAAUUAUAUUUUCAAAAUUCCUUGCUUUGGUUUCAGAAUGAAUGAAACAAAACUUAAUUUGCCCACCUUUCUGUCAAUGUACAGUGUACAUUCAUAUGUUUUUAGGUAAUAUAAAUGUUUUAUUUUAGAAGGAUGAAGGAUAGAAAUGACAGUGCUGUAUGUAUUUCAUAUUUUAUCACAACUGUAUUUAAUUUAAUUUAAUUUUCACAUAGCAGUUGUACUUCAGUCUUCAGUGAUUUAUGUAGAUUUCAUAAAAUAAGAUUGAACAUGGUAUAGCAUGAUUUUAAGUACUGAAAUACCUUACAUGAGAACUUCAGGUAUAUUUCUUACUAAAUUUAAACUGUAGAAGUUGUGGAUUUGUAUCAAAUUCAUUGUAUUUUAUAAAAUUAAGAUCAAAUAUCAGCAAUUUUAACCACCAAUUUGAGUAUUGUUUUGUUAAUCUUGUUAUAAGAUGUAAUAGUACACAAGAAAUGUUUAUUAUUGACAUGAAUAAUGCAAGAGACACAUUAGUUGACCAGGUGUGCCACAUGAAUUUGACAGCCUCUUGCCAGUCUAGAAGGACAGAACAUUGUAAAGUUCAGGUUUUUAUGAUUACAAACAUCAGACACUCAUGGCAGACUUGCUAUGUAAAGAGUUAGUCAUAAUGAAUGAAUUUUUUUUUUUAUAUA
Messenger RNA from Scylla paramamosain (green mud crab), 3485 nucleotides. Its product is annotated as serine/arginine repetitive matrix protein 1-like. Bases 355 to 2586 code for a protein of 743 amino acids. Lineage: Eukaryota; Metazoa; Arthropoda; Malacostraca; Decapoda; Portunidae. The transcript is spliced from 7 exons. The record is from RefSeq and is a predicted model, not a curated record.